AGCGGCAAACAGAGAGGGGGGGCACACGAUGUAAAUAAACACCAACCCAUCGAACCGCCUGUUCGCGCGCGCUCUACCGCAAAAAACCGAAAUGUUGUGCAAUCGGUUGCACAAAGCGGCAUUUGCAGCACGGCUCAGGCCACGAUUGCCGGCCUCGGUCGCGUCCUGCCGGCAAGUGCACAACUCCGAUGGAACCAUCAGCGAGAAGCGUAUCCGAAACAUCGGAAUACUGGCCCACAUCGAUGCGGGGAAGACGACGACGACGGAGCGCAUGCUGUACUAUUCCGGCCGCACCGACAUGCUGGGCGAGGUCAAGCUUGGCAAUACGGUGACGGACUUUUUGCAGCAGGAGCGCGAACGAGGCAUCACGAUAUGCAGCGCAGCGGUGAGCUUCAACUGGAAGGAGUACCGCAUCAACCUGCUCGACACACCGGGCCACAUCGAUUUUACGAUGGAGGUCGAGCAAUCGCUCGGUGCCGUGGACGGUACGGUCAUCAUCCUGGACGGGUCGGCCGGUGUGGAAGCGCAAACCGUCACCGUGUGGGGACAGGCCGAUCGGCAUCGCUUGCCUCGGUUGGUGUUUGUAAAUAAAAUGGACAAAGAAAGUGCCGACUUCGAUGCGUGCCUGGAGGAUUUGGAGAAGAAGCUGUCCACCGUACCGGUGCCACUGCAGAUGCCCAUCAAAGAGGCGGGGAAACUGGUAGGCGUAAUUGAUGUGCUGUCGGCCAGCCAAAUCAUCUGGGACAGCAAGGGCAAAGGCCGAUCGUACAAAGCCAUCCCCAUCAGUGACGAACAGCUGCACGAUCAGGUGCAGGAGAAACUGUACGAGCUGAUCGACUUGCUGUCCGGCAUGGACGACAACCUGGCGCAGGCCAUCAUUGAAGCGAAUAGUUUGGAAAACGUUAAACUGAAUCUAGUCCUGGAUGCGCUUCGUAAUUGUACACUGAAGCAGCAAAUCGUGCCCGUGCUGUUGGGAUCCUCGUACAAAAAUGUUGGAGUGCAGCUGCUAAUGGACAGUGUGUUGAAUUUCCUACCGGCACCAAGCGAACGAAACCAGAUCUAUGACUGUUUCGGGAAUGAUUUCGUGGGCAAGGUGUUUAAAGUGACGCACGACAAACAGCGUGGCCCUAUUACGAUGAUCCGCGCUUUCCGAGGAACGGUAAAGAAGGGGUCCAAGUUUAUCACUGCCACCGGAGGAUCGGAGACGAUACAGCGCAUCUAUGAGCCGCUGGCGGAUGAGUAUCGUGAGAUCGAGUCCUUCGGUGCGGGAAACAUCGGUCUCUGUGCCGGUCCAAAAUCGACCGUUACCGGUGACCUGGUGGUGGCGAACGCGGCUGCUUUGAAGAAGGCUUUAAAGCGGCUAUCCACGGCUAGCGAUGCCACCGACGAAAGCGCAGACGAUGAGCUGCUGUUAGCGUCGAAGCUAGGCCUGCAAACGACAAUCCCAGACGCGGUCUACUUUUGCUCGAUCGAACCACCCUCCUCGGGGCAACAGUCGGCGCUGGACAAUGCGUUGCGUGAGAUCCAGCGCGAGGAUCCGAGUCUGCGGGUGCGAUACGAUGAAGUGACCGGGCAAACGGUGCUGGGUGGCAUGGGCCAGCUGCAUUUAGAAAUAGUGAAAUCGCGCAUUUUGACCGAGUAUCGCAUCGAUGCCGAUCUCGGUCCGCUCCAGAUAGCCUACAAGGAAACACUGGACGAGCCGUGCCGUGGAGAGUGGAGGGCAGAGAAGGAAAUAGCCGGCAGUAGACAAUCGGUGUACAUGGAUAUGACCAUCCAUCCCAGCACUGCCAGCGAGAGCAACGAGGAGCGCAUCGUACUGGACAAUUCGGCCGAAGCGCAGGAAACACUCAAACUCGUUCGACCGAGGCAGAUGACGUUUUUCCGCAAGGGAGCACUCGCCGCUCUACAGCGCGGUCCCAAGCUGGGCGGCCAGCUGGCCAACUGUACGAUCAAGCUACACGCGCUGACGAUAGGGAAGGGAACGGCCGAUCCCUUCAUCAUGGCUGCCUCUGCCCAAUGCAUCGGCAACAUCCUGGCGAAUGCGCGCUGCCGGCUGCUGGAACCGGACAUGUUUCUCGAGAUUGUAACGCCCAGCGAAUAUCUGCCGCCGAUACUGGCCGAUUUGAGCCGACGUAGAGCGCGCAUAGAAGAUGUGGCGCCGCGUGGAUCAGCCAAUAAGGUCGUGACAGUGAUUGCGCCACUGGCCGAGCUGGGCGAUUAUUCAACGGUGCUGCGAACGAUAAGCUCCGGAACGGCAAGCGUCUCGAUGGAACCGAACGGUCAUUCGCCGCUGAACGAAUCCGACGAAGCGCAAGCGAUGAGACGAGCGUUGGGAUUAGAAUAAAACGUAACAAAUUGCA
This is a messenger RNA of Anopheles coluzzii, 2360 nucleotides long. It is a transcript of the gene mRRF2, whose product is annotated as ribosome-releasing factor 2, mitochondrial. Gene Ontology annotation, molecular function: translation elongation factor activity; GTPase activity; GTP binding. Lineage: Eukaryota; Metazoa; Arthropoda; Insecta; Diptera; Culicidae. The transcript has 3 exons. Gene Ontology annotation, biological process: ribosome disassembly; mitochondrial translation. The coding region runs from base 92 to 2344 and encodes 750 amino acids. Gene Ontology annotation, cellular component: mitochondrion. The record is from RefSeq and is a predicted model, not a curated record.